AGUGCAGGAGCGGGUUGUAAAUGUUCAUAAAUGGCGCUUGCAUUUUCAAGCUUUGCGCGCUCCCUGGGAGUGCGCAGCACCGCGAUCCGGUGCCCACUGUGUCCUCCAGAUACAGUGAAACACCGAUCGCUGUACGGGACCUCUGUGUGAGGUCCCGAUCAUGUGAUCGCGGAUUGGCCAAUCAGUGAUCACAUGAAUAGUAGUAAGCAAGAUGUCACUUCUGACAUCAUUGCUUACUACUUGUGAAAUCUGUGAAUGAUCACAGAGGUCACAUGGUACAGGGCUAUUCACAACAGCCUUGAACCAUGUGACAAGCUGUGACCAAUCACAGCUCUC
Messenger RNA from Staurois parvus, 336 nucleotides. The record is from the annotation of a GenBank genome assembly. NCBI's taxonomy places the organism in Eukaryota, Metazoa, Chordata, Amphibia, Anura, Ranidae.